This is a messenger RNA of Aspergillus clavatus NRRL 1, 909 nucleotides long. Its product is annotated as ubiquitin-conjugating enzyme E2. The record is from RefSeq and is a predicted model, not a curated record. Bases 1 to 909 code for a protein of 302 amino acids. Lineage: Eukaryota; Fungi; Ascomycota; Eurotiomycetes; Eurotiales; Aspergillaceae. The transcript has a single exon.
AUGUCCCCCUCCCUCCGCCGCCUCCUCAAAGAAGCCUCCGAGCUCUCCUCCUCCCCCUCCCCUUACUUCCACGCGCACCCGGUCUCCGACUCCAACCUCUACGACUGGCACUUCACGCUCGCCGGCCCGCCGGCACCCUCGCCCUACGCGCACGGCAUCUACCACGGCCGCAUCGUCCUCCCACCGACCUACCCGCUGCGCCCGCCGUCCUUCCGCUUCCUCACCCCCUCCGGCCGCUUCGAGGUCAACCGCGAGAUCUGCCUGAGCAUCUCGGGCCACCACGAGGAGACGUGGCAGCCGGCGUGGGGGAUCCGGACGGCGCUGCUGGCGCUGCGCAGCUUCAUGGACGCCGAGGCGAAGGGCCAGGUCGGCGGGCUGGAUGCGCCGGAGGAGGUGAGGAGGGAGUUGGCCGGGCGGAGCCGGGGGUGGGUGUGUGAGGUUUGUGAGGGGCGGAGGUCGAAUGAGGAGGUUUUGAGGGAGUGGAGGAAGGUCUGUGAGGAGAGUGGGGUGGUGGUUGCGGAGGAUGAGGGUGAGGGUGAAAGCAAGGGUGAGGAUGAGGGCGAGGGCGAGGUGACUGCGCCGGAGGUGGUGUCUGAGGAAGACUCUGCUGCUCCGACUCAAACCCCAGCUUUGCUCGCGACAGAGGAACAACAACCACCCCCAUCAACUACCUCAUCAAACCCAUCAUCCGCGGCCGCGGCCGCAUCCUCGCCACCACCUCCCUCGUCAGACCAUGCAAACCCAGCUCCGCCAGCUCCUACGCCAACCAUCCCCCUUCCAGUCCCUGCAGCAGCAGCAGCGCAGUCCCAAUCCUCAGAUAGCUCCUGGCUCGACCGAGCCAUCCUCGGCGUCCUCAUCGCGCUAGUCGUCAUGAUCAUCCGACGGAUGGCCCGGACGGACGACAUCUAA